UUAAUCUACAAUACAAUCCACAAUUGGGCACACCCACCCGUAAAAAUCCGGUAUGGUCACCGCAUAAUUCGCUUUUAAAAAAAGCUAAGCAUAUCUUCAAUCGGUUCGGAAUACCAAAAUGUCAAUAUGGGACUUAACAUAGUAUUGAUGCACCGAGUUCGUUUGUUUGAUGUGAUAAAAUUGGAAGGGCGAUAAGGCUGCAACUACGCGCUCUCACUAUCUUAUCAAUCGGUGUUGUUUUCCUUUCUAUUUUCUAAGCGUCUCACCUGCGAAGGUACGGAAGCAUCAGUCACGCUUGAGUCACGGAUAAGGUGGAAGCUAGCGGUUGCAAUUUAGUUUUUGAAGUAUUGAAACGAUUUGUUGGACUUUAAAACACAUCUCAACACCGUUUGCGACAUCCGAAACCAAUCAGUUUUAAAAUUCUUCAAAACAGGUCCACGUGGACAUACUCAGUAAGCUUUAAUCAUUCUUAUGUGGACAACCAGUGAUUAAUUAUCGCAAUGGGUCACUCAAAUCAUCCGGGAGGUAUCUGCAAAAUCCUUCGUAGAACUCUUAAAUCCAGUCCCAUCGCAACGCUAAUUCUGUUGGUUUCAUUCGUAACGUUUGUGUGGUUAGUUGUGGAUACCACUAGCUGGCUAGGAUCCACUAGGCGCGAUUCUCCGUACGAGAAAAUCGCGGAUGAGGUAAGCUUACAAAGCAGAUGGAGUGAAAGUUCGGUACAAAUCUUCUUCGAUCUGCUGGAGAUAGAAACAAACAUUACCGCGCUGUUGAUCCAGGAUCAGGUUGAGCCGUGUCCGUUGAAGGGUGAGAUAGUUUUCACAGCUUUUGUUGAUGAUACCUUGGAAGGUCGUCUGUGGCAAUACUACACACUAAUUGCACUCCGGCAGAGCUUGACGGAACGGGGUAUGCGGGUGAAGUCGUACUUACCGAAGACUACCAAACAACGAUUGGAACAGCUUUUCACCAGCGUCCCGAUGGAGGUAAUCGGUGAACUAUCGUUCGAUUGUUACGAUAUGGGAAGUGCACACAUCAUUUCAAGCACAACCGAUAUACCCCUCCCACGCAAGCAGGAUCAAAUUUACAUUCUAGAUAGUGGCAGCAGACGCUAUCAGAAUUUGAUAGAAACAGAUUGGAGUCGGGAGGGACAAAUGUUACAAAUCACGAAAAGCUCAGCUGCAGCAGAAUAUUUGUACAAACUUACCCAGAAGAGUCCCUCAACUCGACUGCACCACACAGCGCUAGAAUUUGUUGGCAUCUACAUUCGGCUUGACGAUGCCCUUCCGUUCGAUUACUACUACCGUGCCAUCGCAUUUCAGCGGAAACUGCAAAGCGCCAGGCUGAUCUUUGUAGUGAUCUGCGAAGAGCCACAUGGCAAUCUGUGUCAGAAGAUCAACGCUCCCCAGGAGGAGGUUUACGUGCAACCCAGCGGGCGACAGCAUCCCGGGUAUGACUUUGCAUUGAUGUCACUGUGCAACCACACGAUUAUCUCUAACCAAGUGGGGAUAUUUCAUGCGCUCUAUAACGGCAGGGAUACAGUGGUGUACGAAUUUGAAGAUUCCGAGCAGAGGCUAAAGUAUGUUCCGUGGUUGGUAGCUAGCGAAUUGUACAAUUGGUAUAUGCUGAGCUAGGGUUCUUAAUAAAUACGAUAUGGAAUGGUAAUUCUAAUAGGUACCUUAUAUUUGUUAUUUCAGAGUUCCUGGUAGGGGAACCGUGGGUAAGCCCGUCAAUGGGGAUAAGACCGGCACCCCUUGAGUUUUACUAGAAAACUCUAAUUAACUAUAUUGUUGAACACAGUACAUGUUAGUAUUUAUUAUUUUAAACGUUUUAAAUCAAAUCCUACCCACCCUGAUACGUCAAAUGUUAAAAUACUAAUCAAAACAAACGCGAGUGCCGAUGAUGUGCAACCGGAUUUUUCGGUAGUGGGUUCGAAUCCUUUUUCGUAGUUCUACAGUUUGUCCCCUGGAUUGUUAACUUUCUCUGAGAUUCGAGUUGAGU
Messenger RNA from Toxorhynchites rutilus septentrionalis, 1995 nucleotides. RefSeq lists its product as uncharacterized. The record is from RefSeq and is a predicted model, not a curated record. The transcript is spliced from 3 exons. The coding region runs from base 501 to 1628 and encodes 375 amino acids. NCBI's taxonomy places the organism in Eukaryota, Metazoa, Arthropoda, Insecta, Diptera, Culicidae.